Laetiporus sulphureus 93-53 is the source of this 834-nucleotide messenger RNA. Its product is annotated as TRAP-like protein. NCBI's taxonomy places the organism in Eukaryota, Fungi, Basidiomycota, Agaricomycetes, Polyporales, Laetiporaceae. The transcript has 6 exons. The annotation marks the transcript as partial. The record is from RefSeq and is a predicted model, not a curated record.
CAAUCUCCCACUCAGCGCUCACGCCUCGCACUAUGUCCUACGCUCCUGGCUAUCCUCAGGCCCCUAUGCACCACUCUAACAACUCCGGCUCCUUUCAGCCCCCGCCGCCGCAGGCAGGUCCGAGCACUGGCAGUCCAAAGAUCACUGGUGCAUUCGAGGGGGUGCAGUACAAAAUCGACCAUCGUGAUGGGAACACCAUGCUCUACAUGAUGCUACAACCUGGCUAUGAGGUGCUUGGCAAGCCCGGCACUAUGGUGUCUAUGGACGCUACAGUGCAGAUCAAGGGAAAGAUGAACUUCAGUUGGAAGAAGCUGCUGACUGGAGGAGAGCUGUCAUUCGCCCACUUCUUUGGCCCAGGAGAGGUCGUGAUGGCGCCAGAAACAUGGGGCGAUGUCGCAGAGAUUCAAUUGGACGGCAGCACACCAUGGUUCUUCGGGAAGCACGCUUUCCUUGCGGCGACGACAGGCGUGCAAAUGACCACGAAAGCACAGAGUUUCGGAAAGAUGCUAUUCUCAGGACACGGCCUCUUCACCGGUCAGGCUACCGGUGUAGGUAUGCUGUUCGUGCACGGGAUGGGCGCGAUCAUUACCCGUCGGCUGCAACCCGGCGAGCAAUGGGUCGUCAACAAUGACCAUCUCGUGGCGUGGAACUGCCAAUACAACAUUGAAAAAAUCCAAGCGGGAGGAAUCAUCUCUACAAUACAGACUGACGAUGCCGCUGUCUGCAGGUUCACGGGGCCGGGGGUCGUCUACAUUCAGUCGAGGAGCCCGGAGAACUUGAUCCGUUGGAUUUCAGAGAGAUUGCCGAGCAGCAAUUAAACAUCCGAACCCGCAG